Hyaloperonospora brassicae is the source of this 1002-nucleotide messenger RNA. The record is from the annotation of a GenBank genome assembly. NCBI's taxonomy places the organism in Eukaryota, Oomycota, Peronosporomycetes, Peronosporales, Peronosporaceae.
AUGAGGUCCGCGGCGUUGACCGGUCUCCAGCAGCUCGUGGCCACUGACGCCAGUCGCGUCGCUCUCUUGGACGGAGGCUUUGCCACGGAGGUGGAGAAAGACCCGCGCGUGGACCUGAGCGCCAGCGCACUGUGGUCCGCGUCGCUGCUAUUGGAUCGGAAUGAACAUCUCGAGUCGGUGGUCGUGGACGCCCACAAGACGUACUUCUUGGCAGGAGCGGAUGUAGCCACUACGGCGAGUUACCAAUUGUCGGUCGACGGGCUCAAGCGCGAGGGCGUGACGAACACGGAGGACGUCGAGCGACUGUUUGCCAAGAGCACUGACCUUGCGGUGCAGGCGCGUGACGCAGCGUGGAACGAGCUGGACCAGAAGCGACGUAUCAAGCCUCUGGUGGGCGCCAGCAUUGGCUGCUAUGGCGCUGCACUGGCCGACGGAUCGGAGUACCGCGGUGACUACAACAAGAGCAAAGAAGAGCUCGUGGCGUGGCACAAACACCGGUUUGGUUUCUUUGCGAAUUACGCACGAGCGGAUCUCCUGAUCUGUGAGACGAUCCCGUGUCUCGUGGAGGUGGAAGCGUUCAUCGACUUGUUGAACGCGUUCCCAAUGGCGCACGCGAUCAUUGCCGUAGCCUGUCACAAUGGAACGGAGUUGAACAGUGGCGAACCAAUUGCUCGCGUCCCUGGUAUUCUGGCGAAACUAAACGAUCCGUCGCAGCUGCUUGCAAUUGGCAUCAACUGCACACCACCGCAGCACGUGGAAAGUCUGUUGCGCGAGCUGAGGUGUCCGUGGCCCAAGGCCGUGUACCCCAAUAGCGGAGAGGCCUGGGACGGAGUGAACAAGGAGUGGCUUCCGGCUGAUAGCACUGGUGGUGCCAGCUCCUGGCAAGAAUUCGCACCGAGGUGGUACGAUGCGGGCGCGCGGUUCUUUGGCGGCUGUUGCCGUACGUCCCCUGAUGACAUUCGCGCUCUCCGCUCGUACUUUGAGCAGCGCCAGUUGCUGUAA